UGUGGUGCUCCGGAACAGUCGAUUCAAACGCCGCUGAAAUCAGCUCAACCAGAAUUCAUUUGACCCGAUUUAUUACAUAUCUUUCAAUUUCACAAAUUUUUAUUCCAAUAUCAUGCCGUGUCCAAUUCAUAGCCCCUAACCAAAACCCACAAACAUCAUACCAAUAAAAAUGUCACACAACUAAAACAAACCACACCACCAACAACCACCAUGCUUUCACACCUAACCACCUCACUCUCUCACACCCCUUCCACCGUCUUCCGCCGCCGUCUCCGCCCAAUCCCACCACACCCCACUUCAAAAUCCUCCAAAUUUCACCGGAAAACACCAUCUUUCUCCACAAACAUUUCAAUGAAUUCACCUACAGAUUUAUCAGUCGACUCUAUCACCGAUGGAUUAAACAAACAAUCAAAAUUGAAACUUGAAGAUUUGAAUUGGGACCAUUCAUUUGUUCGUGAAUUACCCAGUGAUCCUCGUACAGAUGUUAUUCCAAGACAGGUGUUUCAUGCUUGUUAUUCAAAAGUAUCCCCUUCUGUUCAAGUGGAUAACCCUAAGAUAGUUGCAUGGUCUGAAUCAGUUGCAGAGAUUCUUGAUUUAGAUCCUAAAGAAUUCGAAAGACCCGAUUUCCCACUUUUGUUUACGGGGGCAUCGCCUUUAGUAGGAGGGCUUUCGUAUGCUCAAUGUUAUGGCGGGCAUCAGUUUGGGACGUGGGCGGGUCAAUUAGGUGACGGGCGGGCGAUCACACUCGGUGAACUUGUGAAUUCUAAGUCUCAAAGAUGGGAACUUCAGCUAAAGGGUGCUGGAAAGACUCCGUAUAGCCGAUUUGCUGACGGUUUAGCGGUUCUUCGUAGUAGUAUUCGGGAGUUUCUUUGUAGUGAAGCGAUUUAUAAUCUUGGGAUUCCGACAACUCGUGCUCUUAGCCUUGUAACGACGGGGAAUUAUGUUAGACGUGACAUGUUUUACGACGGCAAUCCAAAAGAUGAACCGGGUGCGGUUGUAUGCCGAGUUGCGCAAUCAUUCCUGCGUUUCGGCUCGUAUCAAAUACAUGCUUCAAGAGGAGAAGAGGAUUUUAAAAUCGUUAAAACGUUAGCCGAUUACACCAUAAAACAUCACUUUCCUCACAUAGAAAGUACGAGCAAAAGUGGUCGUUUAUUUUUCUCCUCAACGGGCCAAGAAAACGAUUCCGUUGUGGAUCUAACUUCAAACAAAUAUGCAGCGUGGGCGGUGGAAGUUUCUAAACGUACGGCUUCAUUAAUCGCCAGCUGGCAGGGCGUUGGUUUCACACACGGUGUGAUGAAUACCGACAACAUGAGUGUUUUGGGCCUCACGAUUGAUUACGGGCCGUUUGGAUUUCUUGACGCUUUUGAUCCAAGUUUCACCCCGAAUACUACUGAUCUUCCGGGUAGACGGUAUUGCUUUUCGAAUCAACCUGAUGUCGGUCUAUGGAAUAUGGCUCAGUUUGUAUCAACUCUUUCUUUAGCUAACUUGAUAAGCGAGAAGGAGGCCGAUUAUGCCCUCGAAAGAUAUGGUACAAAAUUUAUGGACGACUACAAAGCGGUAAUGACCAAAAAACUCGGGCUACAAAACUAUGAUAAAGAACUUAUAAGUAAUCUGCUUAACAAUAUGGCGGUUGACAAAGUUGACUACACAAACUUCUUUAGAUUAUUAUCCAACGUUAAAGCCGACCUAACCACCCCAGAUGAAGAGUUGUUGGUCCCACUUAAGCCGGUUUUACUAGACGUUGACCAAGAACGCAAGGAGGCUUGGACCAGUUGGGUCAAAACUUACAUUCAGGAGUUAUCUGGUAGUGGAGUUUCCGAUGAGGAUAGAAAAGCUUCGAUGAACUCUGUGAACCCGAAAUACAUUCUUCGAAACUAUUUGUGUCAGAAUGCAAUAGACAAGGCUGAACAAGGCGACUUUGAAGAAGUGAGACGGUUGCUUAAAGUAAUGGAAAGGCCGUACGAUGAGCAACCCGGUAUGGAUGAAUAUGCGCGUUUGCCACCUGCAUGGGCCGAUCGUCCAGGUGUACGCAUGCUCUCUUGCUCAUCAUGAGCCGACGUUGACAAAUGUUAUGUGUAUAUAGAACAUUUACGCAAUAUCGUUGGUAAUAUACUAAUGUGUUGUAUAUCUAUGUUUGUCGCGCUAUUCGUUUAGUCGGUUUUGAAUUAGAUAUUGUAAAAGUUGAGAUGGAGACUGGCUGUAAUUUUUCAGAACAAUCUUUGUCAAACAAUUCAUGGUUUCUUGAAAUUUUAUUUAUACACUAUUAAAAGUGUAACAUCAACAA
Messenger RNA from Helianthus annuus (common sunflower), 2284 nucleotides. RefSeq names its product protein adenylyltransferase SelO. NCBI's taxonomy places the organism in Eukaryota, Viridiplantae, Streptophyta, Magnoliopsida, Asterales, Asteraceae. The record is from RefSeq and is a predicted model, not a curated record. Bases 211 to 2052 code for a protein of 613 amino acids. The transcript has 8 exons.